GUGUCUUGUGGCAAGUGUGGCAACGGGCUCGGCCACGAGUUCCUCAACGACGGGCCGAAGAGGGGGCAAUCCCGCUUCUGAAUAUUCAGCAGCUCGCUGAAAUUCAUCCCGAAAGCUGGCAGCUCGUCGGGGGCUCCCGGACCUCCCCCCGGUGAAAUCCGGAGCGUGCGGGAGCUCCUGGAUGCGGCCGCAGGUCUGAGCGUGUCCGAGGGGCGGCUGAGCGUGGGUGGGGGGGUUGUGCUGGUGGUGCGGAGUGAGGGCAAAGCAGACAACGACCUGAAGGAGAAGUAA
This is a messenger RNA of Eurypyga helias (sunbittern), 291 nucleotides long. RefSeq names its product methionine sulfoxide reductase B1 (gene MSRB1). Gene Ontology annotation, molecular function: peptide-methionine (R)-S-oxide reductase activity. The record is from RefSeq and is a predicted model, not a curated record. The annotation marks the transcript as partial. The transcript is spliced from 3 exons. NCBI's taxonomy places the organism in Eukaryota, Metazoa, Chordata, Aves, Eurypygiformes, Eurypygidae.